AUGCCAUCAGCAACAGGAAACAAGCGUGUCAGAGGCAUCUCAGUCUUUCGGCCAUUUGUAUUUGGCAGUGUCGCGCACCCUUUCGAUCCUCAGAACAAACCCGAAGACUGUCCCCCAGACCACACCCACCGAUGGCAGAUCUUUGUUCGGGGAAUCAACGGCGAAGAUAUCUCCUACUGGCUAAAGAAGGUCCAGUUCAAAUUGCACGAAACCUACGCCCAAAACGUGCGCACCAUCGAGCAACCACCCUUCGAAGUCUCCGAAACAGGAUGGGGUGAAUUCGAGAUCCAGAUCAAGCUCUAUUUCGUCCCCGAGUCGAACGAAAAACCACAGACUCUCUGGCACAGUCUGAAGCUUCACCCGUAUGGACCCGAUGCGGAGGGAAUGAAAGAGCGUCGGGAAACUGUUGUCAGUCAAAACUACGAGGAGAUCAUAUUCAACGAACCGAUUGAGCCGUUCUACGAGGUGUUGACUGGUGGCCCCUCCGGCGCACAAGGCAAAAGCAAGGGAAAGAACACCAAACAGCUUGGUCAGGGUCGAACGGCAAACAUUCCCAACAGCGAUACUCCUGGAAAUCCUUAUAGCCGGGUCACGGAGAACAAGGAACUUGAUCGCAUGGCAGAGGCCACACAGACAGUCGAGCAAAUGAUCAAAGAGGAGAAGGACCGCUUGGUCGAGAGAGAAAAAUUGCUGGCCGAGCUUCGAGAAAGUGAAGGAGUUCCUGCCAACACGAAACGACGAUGA
This is a messenger RNA of Penicillium olsonii, 744 nucleotides long. NCBI's taxonomy places the organism in Eukaryota, Fungi, Ascomycota, Eurotiomycetes, Eurotiales, Aspergillaceae. The record is from the annotation of a GenBank genome assembly.